Cannabis sativa is the source of this 2543-nucleotide messenger RNA. RefSeq names its product MAR-binding filament-like protein 1-1. The record is from RefSeq and is a predicted model, not a curated record. Gene Ontology annotation, biological process: mitotic chromosome condensation. The transcript has 4 exons. Lineage: Eukaryota; Viridiplantae; Streptophyta; Magnoliopsida; Rosales; Cannabaceae. Gene Ontology annotation, cellular component: condensin complex; chromatin; condensed chromosome. Gene Ontology annotation, molecular function: chromatin binding. Bases 13 to 2418 code for a protein of 801 amino acids.
AAUAGUAAAGUGAUGAUGGCACAUGUGGUAAUUAUAACAACAAGCGGGGGUAGUAGAGGUAAUUAUCACCGAUGGUCACUGAAAAGAAGAGAAAAAAAUAAAAAGAGAAAAUUUAAGCAGAGAGACAGAGUGUUUAAGGUGAACCUCUAUCUCUUUAUCCCAACAAAAUCACAACGAAAGAAAAAGGAAGAAGAAGAAGAAGAAGCAAUGGGCUUUCCAAUGGGGAGCUCUAGCUCUUGCUUUAUACAGCCUUCUCUCUCCUACCCUCUUUCCUCCUCUUCUUCUUCAUCUUCACGAUCCAUUUUUUUCUACUCUUCUUCCGCAAAAAAUGCUGAGCCCAGGAGAAGGGGCUCUGUCCCAAUGGCCUCCAUGAACCAAGACAAGUCAACUUAUGAUAGGUCUCCCUUGCAACGGAGGGCCAUUCUCUUUGUGGGUAUUUCAGUUCUUCCCUUGUUACAACUCAGGGCCAGAGCUCUUGACGGUUUGCCCACAAAAGAAACUGAGGUAAAGACAUCUGAGGGGAACCAAAUAGCAGAGGCAAUUCAAAAGGACUCUUCACCAAAUGCAUUUGCUUCUCUAUUGAAUGGUAUUGGAAUACUGAGUUCUGGUGUUCUUGGUGCUCUCUAUGCCUCAGCUCAGAAAGAAAAAACAGAAAAUAAUGCAACAGUGGAAGCUAUGAAGACCAAAAUAAAACAGAAGGAAUCUGCUAUCACCACAUUAGAGAAGAAUUUUGAAUCAAAGCUACUCACUGAACAGAAAGAGAGAACUGAGCAACUUAAAAAGGCGAAAGAAGAACAGAUGUCUCUUCAAGACCAACUAAAAUCGGCGAACAGUGUGGUUGCAGGAUUGGGAGUAGAGCUGAAUAAUGAGAAGAAAUUUGUAGAGGAGCUUAAAAUUCAGAUAAACAGUCUUGAAACUGAUCUUUCUAAAGUGACCCAAGAUAAGAAGAUCAUUGAAGAAGAUUUGAAGAAGAAGUUUGAGCUGAUUGAAGUCCUGGAAGGAAAAAUAAAUUUACUGAACAAUGAGUUGAAGGAAAAAGAAGGUAAUGUUCAAAAUCUCAGAUCCUCUCUUGCUGAUAAGGAGUUAGAGUUGAGCAACUUGAAAACUACCAAUGGGAAAAUAAACGAUGAACUAGCUAAUGCACGUUCGGAAAUCCAACAUUUGAAGGAUGAAAUUGUGAAAAAUCAAAAUGAAAUAGAGUUAAAGAACUCUGUUGCUGAGGAAUUGAAUGCAACUGUUAGUUCUUUAAGUACUGAAAAGGGUCUUCUUGAGAAGAAACUUGAUGCUAUUGAGAAGGAAUACAACGAUUUAAAGUUAUCAUCAGAAAAGAAGGCAGCCUUUGAUGCCAAGGUUUUGGGAGAAAAAGAAGAAGAGCUUCAGCUGGUAAAGGAGAAGCUUGCACUUGCUACAAGUGAGGUUAGUCAAAACCAGGAAAUAAUUGCUAAAUUGACCGAAGAGAAUGAAAAGUUGAAGAAAACGCUGGAUGAAGAAUCAAACAAGGCAAAUAAUCUGAAACAAGAACUCCAAGCCACGCACGAAAAUCUUGCAAAAUCAAGAGAUGAGGCGUCUGAUCUGGAAAAACAGUUAAUGAAGUCGAACAACUUAUGCAAGGAACUUGAAGCUGAGGUUUCUAGAGUUCAGGCUGAGUUUGCCAAAGUUAGAGAUUCAUUGCAAAGGAGUCUUGAUGAGGCUAAACAGAGUGGUGUGGAGUUAGCCGGUGAGCUAACUUCAGCGAAGGAACUUAUGAAGAAGACAAAAGAGGAGCUACAUAAUGUGUCUCUUGAACUUGCAGCUCUUGUUGAAGAUCGUAAUAGCCUGCAGCAAGAACUGGUUGAUGUCUACAAAAAGGCCGAAACUGCUGCCAGUGAUUUAAAAUUAGAGCAAAAAACAGUAGCCACUUUGAACAAAGAACUACAAGGCAUGGAGAAGCAAAUGGCAAAGGAUAAGGACUCUCGAAAAUCUCUUGAAACAGACUUAGAAGAGGCUAUCAAAUCACUUGAUGAGAUGAACCGAAAUGCAAUGACACUUUCUAGUGAUUUAGAGAGGGCUAACUCCCGAAUUUCUGAACUCGAAGAUGAAAAACAGGUGUUCUACAAGACCCUAACAGAACAAAAGAACGCGGCCAAAGAGGCCCGAGAAAACAUGGAAGAUGCCCAUAACAUGGUUAUGAGACUUGGGAGUGAAAGGGAGAGUUUGGAUAAGAAAGCAAAGAAACUUGAAGAGGAUCUAUCUUCAGCCAAGGGUGAAAUACUGAGGUUAAGGAGUCAAAUAAAUUCAUCAAAGGCUGUUGUAAAUAACAAGAAAGCUGUAACUGAAAACGAUGGAGCUGAAGAAAACAAAGACAAGGACAAAGAGAAAGAGAAAGUUAAAGUAACUGCUAAGAGAACUGUCCGAAGAAGAAAAGCUAGUUCAGAAUGAGAUUGCUUGCUUUUCAAGGCAUCUGACCAUUUUUUUUCAUCCAAAUAAGAGUUGUAAUGUAUAAAUUAGUGAGACUUUAUGACAUUAGUGAAAUAAAUACUAUUGUAUGAUAAUUCUUUUCAUAA